This is a messenger RNA of Ochotona curzoniae (black-lipped pika), 1787 nucleotides long. RefSeq names its product elongator acetyltransferase complex subunit 4 (gene ELP4). The transcript has 12 exons. The record is from RefSeq and is a predicted model, not a curated record. The coding region runs from base 7 to 1431 and encodes 474 amino acids. Gene Ontology annotation, cellular component: elongator holoenzyme complex; cytoplasm; transcription elongation factor complex. Lineage: Eukaryota; Metazoa; Chordata; Mammalia; Lagomorpha; Ochotonidae. Gene Ontology annotation, biological process: tRNA wobble uridine modification.
UGCAAGAUGGCGGCAGCGGCAACUUGCAGCCCUGGCGCCCAGGGUACCGGGUCUACGGCGGCAUCCAGUAGGAGCAACGUCACCAGCUUCCAGAGGAGGGGGCCUCGAGCGGGAGCUUCUGACAGCGGCGGCCCUCGGCUGGUGUCCAUUGCGGGCACGCGACCUUCGGUGCGGAAUGGACAGCUGCUGGUGUCAACCGGGCUGCCUGCCCUGGACCAGCUCUUAGGUGGAGGUUUGGCAGUUGGAACAGUUCUUCUAAUUGAAGAAGAUAAAUACAAUCUAUAUUCACCUUUGCUUUUCAAGUAUUUCCUGGCAGAGGGAGUUGUGAGUGGACAUACUUUAUUGAUUGCGUCUGCUGAAGAAGAGCCUACUGACAUCGUACAGGAACUUCCUGCACCAUUACUGGAUGACAGUUGUAAAAAAGAAUUUGAUGAAGAUGUUUGUAAGAAAAUACCGGAAUCUAAUGUUAAGAUGAAAAUAGCUUGGCGUUACCAGUUAUUACCCAAGAUGGAGCAGAUUGGACCAGUAUCUGCUUCAAAAUUUGGUCACUGCUAUGAUGCAUCAAAAAAGAUGCCACAAGAACUAAUUGAGACUUCAAAAUGGCAUGGAUUUUUUCUCCCGGAAAAAAUAUCGUCAGACCUUCCAGUAGAACCCUGUUCUUUGGCCCCUGGCUACUUGAAGCUGCUUCAGUUUAUCCGGAAUGUCAUUUAUGAGGAAGGAUUUGAUGGAUCCAAUCCUCAGAAAGCUCAAAAGAAUAUCUUACGACUAGGACUUCAGAGUGUUGGCUCGCCUUUAUGGGGAGAUGAUAUUUGCUGCACAGAAAACUGUGACAGCAGUCGCAGCCUUACCAAGUUCCUCUACAUCCUCCGUGGCCUGCUGCGAACCUCUCUUUCAGCCUGUGUCAUCACAAUGCCAACACAUCUUAUCCAGAAUAAAGCUAUUAUUGGUCGUGUUAGAAACUUGGCUGAUACAGUAGUUGCUUUGGAAUCGUUCAUCGGUUCUGAGAGAGAAACCAACCCAUUAUAUAAAGAUUACCAUGGUUUGAUUCAUAUACGGCAGAUCCCUCGGCUUAAUAACUUGAUCUGUGAUGAAUCAGAAGUUAAAGACUUAGCUUUUAAAUUAAAAAGAAAGCUGUUCACCAUUGAGUGGGUGCAAGACAACUACUUGAGACAAGAGAGGAACAUUUAUCCUCCAGGCUUCUCAUACUUACUCAAGCAGAAAGACUCUGCAUGGGGAGAAGGUUCUUUACAGCAUUCCACAUUUUUAAUGAGCUUCCUUGCAAAGGCGACUGCAUCUGCCUCCAGACUUGUCGGACACAGUGAGCCGCUCAAGCAAACAGGAUCUGGCAGACUCCUCCAAGCUGCUGGGCCCAGGCUGUGGCACGAUGGCCAGAGGCGAGAAGCACCUGGACUUCUAAGGGCUCCUCCUUAGCUGCUGCCUGUGGAAGCCUAGGAUGCCCUAAUUAGGAUUGCUAACAGCUUAUGUAAAUAUUUUUCUUAAUGAUGUGACUCCCCCCCCCCAGUCCUUGGGAAACACAGUUAUGACUGCAAAAUGGAAAAUUCUCAUUUUCUAACCAACUUUUUUAUGCAGAAGUAGUACAUCAGAGAUUUUACUUUUUUUUUCUUUCUGCAUUAUUUACAGAAAAUAGUAUUUAUUUUUUAAUUAAAAGAAUAAGCCGAAAUGCAAGAUGCCCUACUGAGGUCAGUACUGUAUUUGUACUAGUUAGGAUCGUGGCAAAAGGACAGGUGAUAGCAGCUGGAAAUAAAAUACUGUAAAAUUCAAGAACA